Molecule: messenger RNA, 1995 nt
Organism: Octopus bimaculoides (California two-spot octopus)
Lineage: Eukaryota; Metazoa; Mollusca; Cephalopoda; Octopoda; Octopodidae
Biological process (GO): regulation of transcription by RNA polymerase II
Molecular function (GO): RNA polymerase II cis-regulatory region sequence-specific DNA binding; DNA-binding transcription factor activity, RNA polymerase II-specific
Source: RefSeq, a predicted model, not a curated record
AUACAAUUUGAUGACAGAAAGUUGAGAUAAAAGAGAAUUGAAACAGGGUGGAAUGAAACAUACAGAUGUUUCCGUAUACACACAGCUAGAAGCAUAUAUUUAUAUGUGUAUAUUAUUUCUGAAAUUUUCACUUAAAAUGUAUAAUAAACAUAUACUUCCCAACGUAUUGCACUGCAGAAAAAUUUAUAUAAAAUGAAUGUAUACAAGAUGAUUUUUGAUUCUAAUUAAAAUCGGAUUAUGAAGGAGUUUGCAACAUCUACAAAUAUUAACAAAGACUGCAGUUGAUGGAAAUGUAACAGAGAAAAUAUUUGGAAUAAAAUAUAUAAACAUUUGAAAAUGAAAAUAUAUAUUGUGAUAGGAAGGAAAAUUAGAUAAACAUUUGUGUGAGAAUAUGGUUGAAUAAAAACCACAGUGGAUUGAUUGAUGUCAAAAAAUAUUGGGAAAAUAUAACACUGUAGUAUUUGUAAAAUGUCAUUCUCUCAAAAAGAUGGCCUCACUACUAACAAACUUAUUCACAGAAAGGAUAAGCCAUAUCAUUGUGACGUCUGUGAUAAAUCAUUCUCUCGAACUCACCACUUAACCGAACACAAACACAUUCAUACAGGAGAGAAGCCAUAUCACUGUGAUAUCUGUGGUAAAUCAUUCACUCAGAAAAGUACCUUAACUAUUCACAUACGCAUUCAUACAGGAGAGAAACCAUAUCACUGUGAUAUCUGUGGUAUUUCAUUCUCUGAAGGAAAUAGCUUAACUGUACACAAACAAAUACAUACAGGAGAGAAACCACAUCACUGUGAUAUCUGUAGUAAAUCAUUCUCUCGAAGCCAUAACUUAACUGAACAUAUGCGUAUCCAUACAGGAGAUAAACCAUAUCACUGUAAUAUCUGUAGUAAAUCAUUCUCUACAAGUAGUAGCUUAACAAAACACAUACGCAGUCAUACUGGAGAGAAACCAUACACCUGCGACAUCUGUGGCAAAUCGUUAUCUACAAGCAGUAGCCUAAGUACACAUGUACGUCUUCAUACAGGUGAGAAGCCACAUGGCUGUGAUAUCUGUGGUAAAUCAUUCUCUCAGAAAGGUAAUUUGACUGAACAUAGACGUAUUCAUACAGGAGAUAAACCUUAUCACUGUGAUAUCUGUGGUAAAUCAUUUUCUGAAAAUCAUCAUUUAACCAAACACAAACACAUACAUACAGAAGAUAAACCAUACUAUUGCGAUAUCUGUGGUAAAUCAUUCUCUCGAAAUCAUACUUUGAUUGAACACAAACAAACUCAUACAGGAGAGAAGCCAUAUUGUUGUGAUAUUUGUGGUAAAUCAUUCUCUCGAAAUUUUCAUUUAAUCGAACAUAAGCACAUUCAUACAGGGGAGAAGCCUUAUCACUGUGAUGUCUGCAGCAAAUCAUUUGUUCGAAAAAGACAGUUGACUACGCAUGUGUGUAGUCACACAGAAGAAUAACUGUCAACAUCAGAAGGGUUUUUGUAAAAGCAAUAUUUUAUAUAACAAUAAAUGUAUUUACACAUGAAAAGAUAUGAUAGGGUGUGAGAGCAAUUUAGGGAUCUAUUUCAAAACGGGGGCACCAGUUUUCAUUAAUGUUUUAUGUAGUGUUUUUGGUACCGAAAGACUUUCAAACUUCGUAUACUUAUCUAUUUUGUGUUAUAGAACAGAAAAAAAUUUUUGUAUUCGAAUUUAUUUCAUGUAAAAAAAUUGUCUUAUUUCGAUAAUUUCUACUAAUCACUAACGUCUAUUCAGUUGAAAACAGUUAGCGCUGUAACGGUGUAUAUCAUAUUAAUCCCCUAACCCUAACCCUAACUAGACUGUUAACCGUAACCUUAACCCUAAAACUAACCCUAACUCUAGAAUCCGAACUCUAAAAUUGUUACACACAUAGAUACGCGCAGCGUAAUUUAUUAUAUAAACAAUAUAUGUGUAUAAAUUACGAUUAAACCGGAUGAAAUAUGUCACAGGGAAUAACAUUUUUAUGACCGCCCAGCAGUAACU